This is a messenger RNA of Anopheles coluzzii, 1134 nucleotides long. It is a transcript of the gene CCAP, whose product is annotated as cardioactive peptide. The record is from RefSeq and is a predicted model, not a curated record. The transcript is spliced from 3 exons. NCBI's taxonomy places the organism in Eukaryota, Metazoa, Arthropoda, Insecta, Diptera, Culicidae. Bases 206 to 688 code for a protein of 160 amino acids.
ACACAUACCCAUUCCGUGGAAACUCACAUGUGGUGGCGUGCUUUUUGUUGGUGAUCGCACGAGGUAACCCAUACGUUUGGUGAGCAGUGUUCCUGGUGCAUCGAACGUACUGUAUCGUUUUGCUGAACCUGACAAAUUGAAACCGCAAGUCAAAGCGCGUGAGUGAAUUUUGCCGUAUCUUCAAAAGGCUUCAGCAGUGCACAGGAUGACUCACAGAACUGCAGCCAAGCUGCUGCUGGCAGUUGUAUCGCUCUUCUGCGUACUUCAGAUGCUGGAAUGCGGUGUGGUAGAUAGACAACCUCGGGCCUACAAACAGUACAACACGGAACCACAGAAGAGACCGUUCUGCAACGCCUUUACCGGUUGCGGUAAGAAGCGAUCGUCUGCCUCGAGUCCACCGACGGCCGCAGCCGCCGCUGCCGCCGCCGCCAUGCUACAGCGACACCUGCAAACCAUGGACCCAGGGCGGAAGGACCGUAUGGGUAGUGAUUUUGACCCGAACGAAGAAUCGAUCAGCAGUCUGCUCGAUCUCAACACGGAACCGGCAGUCGAGGAUCUGCUCCGACAGAUCAUGUCCGAGGCGAAGCUGUGGGAAGCGAUCCAGGAAGCGAACCGGGAGAUUUAUCUGCAAAAGUCGGGCAUGAAGGACCAGCGCAAUGAUUUCCCGCUGACAUUCAGCACGCAGUAAGCUGGACAGGGCUGAUACCUCCAGUGCAACAACUAACUAAAAAGGCAACCAACAACUCUAAACUUCUCGGUGUAUUAACACACAUACACUCAUUUGCACCAGCGCACCACGGAUGAUCCACGUUUAACACACAACACUGUGGCUAGGGAAACGGAUUCACAGACUCCACGGUUGAACACACUGUUACUACUCCUACUAAUGCGUUAGAAUGCCAGGCUCUCGCGCCCGGUUAAUCAAUACACGGCUUCCCAUAAGGACACGGGAAUCACCCUAUUUUUCUCUUAUGAUGUAGAUCGUUACUAGUCUUAAGGAAAGUGAAUCAAAAGGACGGAAACGCAAGAAACACACUCCUAAAACGGUGUGCCCUCAUUCCAUGAGAGCUCAGCGAGGUAAUUUUUACGUUAAAGUUCUACAAUGCAAUAAAAUACGCGAAAGUAAAGCUGAAA